AUGGCUCCAUCUGAUAAGAAACAAUCCGGUUAUGCUCGCUUGCUAGGUUCUGCCUCUGCCGGUAUCCUGGAAAUCGGUGUUUUCCACCCGGUUGACACUAUCUCUAAACGUUUGAUGUCUAAUCAUACUAAGAUAGCUUCGUCAUCUCAAUUGAAUACUGUUAUCUUUAAACAAUAUUCUGAUUUACCAUUCUCAAAGAGAUUUUUCACUUUGUUCCCAGGUUUAGGUUAUGCUGCUGCUUAUAAAGUUUUACAAAGAGUUUAUAAAUACGGUGGUCAACCAUUUGCUAAUGAAUUCCUAAACAAACAUUUUCAAAAUGAUUUUGAUUCUGCCUUUGGUGCAAAGACUGGUAAAGCUUUAAGAUCUGCCACUGCAGGUUCAAUGAUUGGUAUUGGUGAAAUCAUCUUAUUACCAUUAGAUGUUUUAAAGAUUAAAAGACAAACAAAUCCAGAAUCCUUUAAAGGUAGAGGAUUUGUUCAAAUUUUAAAGGAUGAAGGGUUACGUAAUUUAUAUAGAGGUUGGGGUUGGACCGCCGCUAGAAAUGCUCCUGGUUCUUUUGCUUUAUUCGGUGGUAAUGCUUUCGCUAAAGAAUAUAUCUUACAUUUAGAAGAUUAUAAUGCUGCAACAUGGUCACAAAAUUUCAUUUCUUCUAUUGUUGGUGCAUCUGCUUCAUUGAUUGUCUCUGCUCCAUUAGAUGUUAUCAAGACUAGAAUUCAAAAUAGAAAUUUUGAUAAUCCAGAAAAUGGUAUCACCAUUGUUAAAAAUACUUUAAAGAAUGAAGGUAUUACUGCUUUCUUUAAGGGUUUAGUACCAAAAUUAUUAACUACUGGUCCAAAAUUAGUCUUCUCCUUUGCAUUGGCUCAAUCUUUGAUCCCAAGAUUUGAUGCUUUGUUACAAAAGAAAUAA
Messenger RNA from Maudiozyma saulgeensis, 906 nucleotides. Lineage: Eukaryota; Fungi; Ascomycota; Saccharomycetes; Saccharomycetales; Saccharomycetaceae. The record is from the annotation of a GenBank genome assembly.